Messenger RNA from Nestor notabilis (Kea), 2044 nucleotides. RefSeq names its product dynein, cytoplasmic 1, light intermediate chain 2 (gene DYNC1LI2). The record is from RefSeq and is a predicted model, not a curated record. The transcript has 12 exons. Lineage: Eukaryota; Metazoa; Chordata; Aves; Psittaciformes; Psittacidae. The annotation marks the transcript as partial. Gene Ontology annotation, biological process: microtubule cytoskeleton organization; microtubule-based movement. Gene Ontology annotation, molecular function: dynein heavy chain binding. Gene Ontology annotation, cellular component: cytoplasmic dynein complex; centrosome.
GUCCUCAAUACUGAGCGAAGUUUCUACCCGGUCAAGAUCUAAAUUGCCAUCAGGCAAGAAUAUUCUUGUUUUUGGUGACGAUGGUUCAGGUAAAACCACACUUAUGACCAAAAUACAGGGAGCAGAGCAUGGCAAGAAAGGAAGAGGGCUGGAAUACUUGUAUCUGAAUAUUCAUGAUGAGGACAGAGAUGAUCAUACUCGCUGUAAUGUUUGGAUUCUGGAUGGAGACUUAUACCAUAAAGGGCUAUUGAAGUUUGCAGUUUCUGCAGAAUCCCUGCAAGACACCAUUGUAGUCUUUGUUGCAGAUAUGUCUAGACCUUGGACUGUUAUGGAGUCUUUACAAAAAUGGGCCAGUGUCUUGCAAGAACAUAUUGAUAAGAUGAAAAUUCCUCCAGAAGAGAUGAGAGACAUGGAACGGAAGUUUAUAAAGGAGUUUCAAGAGUAUGUAGAACCUGAAGAAGGCUACCAAGGAUCACCGCAGAGAAGAGGCCCUUCUGGCCAAGAGGAUGAACAUGUUUCUUUGCCACUUGGAGAAAAUGUGCUGACUCACAACCUUGGUAUUCCUGUGCUGGUAGUUUGUACAAAAUGCGAUGCAGUGAGUGUACUAGAGAAGGAGCACGAUUACAGAGAAGAACACUUUGACUUCAUUCAGUCACACAUUCGUAGAUUCUGCUUACAGUAUGGGGCUGCCUUGAUUUAUACAUCAGUUAAGGAGGAAAAGAACCUUGAUCUGUUGUAUAAGUACAUUGUACAUAAAACAUACGGUUUUCAGUUUACCACACCUGCCUUAGUGGUAGAAAAGGAUGCAGUUUUUAUACCUGCUGGUUGGGACAAUGAAAAGAAAAUUGCCAUUUUACAUGAAAAUUUCACGACAGUGAAACCAGAAGAUGCAUAUGAGGACUUCAUUGUAAAACCUCCUGUAAGAAAGUUAGUCCAUGAUAAAGAGCUGGCAGCAGAAGAUGAACAAGUAUUUCUUAUGAAGCAGCAGUCAUUCCUUGCCAAACAGCCAGCAACGCCUACAAGAGCAUCAGAAUCUCCUGCAAGAGGCCCUGCAGGGUCCCCAAGAACUCAAGGCAGAGCUGGUCCCACCAAUGUACCCAGUGCCUCACCAAUAACAUCAGUUAAGAAACCAGAUCCAAAUAUUAAAAAUAAUGCUGCAAGUGAAGGUGUCUUGGCUAGUUUCUUUAACAGUCUCCUGAGCAAAAAGACUGGCUCUCCUGGGAGUCCUGGUGCUGGCGGAGUGCAAAGUACAGCCAAGAAAUCAGGACAAAAACCAGUUUUGACAAACGUUCAAGAGGAAUUGGAUAGGAUGACUCGCAAGCCAGACUCUAUGGUAACAACAAACUCUCCUCCAACAGAGAACGAAGCUUGAUAACGCAUAGAAAAUGCAUAUGUAAAUGACCAAAUAACUAUGUAUAUUGAUCUGAUAAGACCAGGAAUUUUCUGCUAUGGCAGAUGCUAUCAGUUUUCUUGGGGCAGGGGAAAUGAGCUUACUACAUCAUUGCCUUGUCCCAGUAAAAAGUGCACAUUCAGGAAGUUUGCAUAUAAAAUCCCUCUGUAUAAGAUAACCAUUUAGAGUUUAUAUAGGGCAAUUCUUUUGGUUUUGGAGGUAAGCAGGUGCAGCUGCCAUUUCCUGUUGUGAAGAACACAGAGAAGCAAAAUGGAGAAUUCUCAUUGAAAUACUACUGACUGCACGCAAGGCAAGAAAGAGAAAUGAAAUCCUCUUUGGGAGUUUCUGGAAUUGGCUACUUGUAUGUUUGCAAAUGCGUUAUAUUCUUGGAGUGGUGAUGGUGGUGUAACAGAGCAUUAAUUGUGUGAAAGAAGCCUAGGUAGGGAAUGGAGCCCUAAAAGGGGAGACAGAUUUGGGACAGUGAGAAACUAGUAUGUUGGCUUGACUGGAGAGGAGCAAUGUUGUUAAAUCCUGUGUUUCACAUAGGGUAAAUAAUCACUGUUUUAUUAAAAAGACUACUUUACAUCGGAGAAUUCCAGGCCAAACACUAAGCAUCGUGGGAAUUUAUUCUUGUUAUAACUCUUGUUUUAGUUU